This is a messenger RNA of Vigna unguiculata (cowpea), 756 nucleotides long. Its product is annotated as ethylene-responsive transcription factor 13-like. Lineage: Eukaryota; Viridiplantae; Streptophyta; Magnoliopsida; Fabales; Fabaceae. The record is from RefSeq and is a predicted model, not a curated record.
UGGUAUAAAUACACACCACACUAUUCUCAGUAACCACAAAGUUCUUCAACACCAACAUAAAAAAAAAAACACCACAUUUGAAAACAUGGCCACCACAACAUCAUCAUCAACAUCAUCAUGUGAUUUCUCAUCCUUGGAAUCUAUUCAACACUAUCUUCUCGAACCAGAUUAUUCCGACACUCUCAUGAGCGUUUACAGUCACAAAGUUUUGUGUUCUCCGAUGUACAAACCACUCCAAAACCCUACUACCUCGGAGGGUGUCCAUGAUGCAGAGAACAUGUUGAAAAAGGAGCGUGAGGGUCACGCGCCGCCGGUGUGGAAGCGUUUCCGAGGUGUGAGGCGGCGGCCAUGGGGGAAGUUCGCCGCAGAGAUAAGGGAUCCAGAGAGGAACGGUGCGAGAAUUUGGCUUGGGACUUAUGAAACUGAAGAAGAAGCUGGUUUGGCUUAUGAUAAAGCUGCGUUUAAGAUGCGUGGUAACAAAGCUAAGUUAAAUUUUCCUCAUCUUAUUGAUUCUCAUGUGUCUCUGAAACCAGUUAGAACAAUGAAAGGUUCGAAACAAAACGCUUUCAAAUCUUAUUCAUCGUUUUCUCUAACUUCAGAGACAGAAGAAGGUUCUAAGAAGAGGAAAAACAUGGUUGAGUUGUUGAAUAAGUUGGCUAAGAAUAGAAGCCAAAUGCAAGUGUUUGAAACCAGUUUAUAUGAUUAAUGUUCAUCUAUGAUUUAAUUAGUGUAAUUAAGUAUGAUAAUUAGUAGGAA